This is a messenger RNA of Mytilus californianus (California mussel), 1292 nucleotides long. RefSeq names its product melanopsin-like. Bases 48 to 1211 code for a protein of 387 amino acids. Gene Ontology annotation, molecular function: neuropeptide receptor activity. The transcript has a single exon. The record is from RefSeq and is a predicted model, not a curated record. Gene Ontology annotation, biological process: neuropeptide signaling pathway. Lineage: Eukaryota; Metazoa; Mollusca; Bivalvia; Mytilida; Mytilidae. Gene Ontology annotation, cellular component: membrane.
CCGUUCUCACUUUAUAACUUCCUCUUUGCGAAUUGCCAGUGCUCAGCAUGACUGACCUAAACGUUGGUCGUCAAUGCUUUCUGUUGCAAAACAAAUCGGACAGAUUUACUACUGAAUUAUUGUUUCUCAACCAGCAUGUGCCAUCAUGUGUUUUCCUUGCGAUAUGUUUUGUGAUUGGUGUAACUGGGAAUGCAUUUGUACUCCACGUUUACUAUAAACAAUUUAAACAAUCAAAUUACAGAUUAUAUGUGUUAUUCCUAUCUGGCAUAGACAUAGUUUUCUGUUUGACAGUGUUACCAUUUUACAUUUUCAAUAUUCUUUCCUAUUGGAACUCAGUAGAUAUCGUCUGCAAGUUCGGAUGUUUUAUGACAAUAUUUUUGUCAUUGGCAUCGUUAAUUAUUUUGGUGAUCGUCGCUGUAGACAGAUAUCUUGUUCUUCGAAAACCUAUGCAGAAAAAGAUAGGCGAAGUUCACGCAUUGAAAUGCUGCAUUAUCGCUUUGCUACUUUCGGGGACACUAUCUUGGUACAGCUUCUUAAUAUAUGGAGUUAACAAACAAAGGAACAGCGAGAUUCAAAUUGUAAUAUCACAGUGUACAUCUGUUCACAAUUUAUCAAAAAUAAACAACUAUGUACUUUUAGCGUGCUCAUUAUUGCUAGCAUCGUUUUUCUCUUUGGCAUACGGUGGUAUAUUGUCAAAAAUUAAAAUCCAUGCUCAGAGGUCGUCGAUUGGUUCCAGCAAACGUCGAAUGACAAUCAUAAUAUAUAUAGCUAUUACAGCAGUCUUCUCGAUUUCUACUAUAAUCUCUGUGAGCCUACGCAUCGUUAAAGAGACCGUCAAUAAAUAUCAGAAUUGUCAAGGUGGAUAUAUAGAAGAAUCUGCUUUUAUGUUUUUUUCUCUUUCACAUUGUAUAAAUCAUGUCUGUAAUCCUGUUAUAUAUUACUGGCGUGACAUUAGAUUCAAGAAUGGAGUUAAGAGAACGUUAUGUUGUUGGUUUGAAGUUUUGGAAAUGUCAUCGGGACGGUCAGACACUAAUUCUAUCAAAAGUACAGCAUCUAAAACAGGGGGCAAUAGUCAGAUAAGAAAAUGUGACUAUAGUGCUGAUUCCAUGACAAAGGCUAGCAUCGGUGAAGAAUCUUUGACAGAAAAGGAAAUAUUUCAUGUGGAACUAACGAAUGAAAAAAAUAAAUUCACUGAUGAAUUAACAUUGUAAAUGUCUAGGACAAUAUUAUAACUUUUAUAUUUGUGUGACAAUUCUUUUAAAAAGUUUAAAAAAAAAAGCAAUUGCUAUCCA